AUGCCGGCAGAGCAGUUCCAAGAGGAGCACUUCCCCGAGAGACAUUUCCGCGAGGGGCACUUUCGCCUCGUCCUUGCCUUCGCCGCCUUCGGCCACGCCUGGUUCCACGUUCUGGUCGCACUGUUCCUGACCCUGGUGCUGGUGCUGGAGCCGGCCUGGGAGCGCCCCUAUGACGAUCUGAUCGGGCUGUGGACGGCGGGCGCUUUCCUGUUGGGGCUGGCCGCCCCGGCCGCCGGGUGGCUGAGCGACCGCUGGGGCGAAGCGCGGAUGAUGGCGGUCUAUUUCCUGGGGAUCGGCCUGGCGGCGAUCCUCUGCGGGCUUUCGGGCAGCCCGCAGCAGCUUGCCGGCGCCCUCGCGCUCAUGGGUCUGUUCGGGGCGAUCUAUCAUCCGGUCGGGACCGCCUGGAUCACCAAGCAUGCACAGCGGCGGGGCCGCGCCCUCGCCCUGCUCGGCCUCGCCGGCAGCAUUGGCGCCGCCAUCGCCUCUCUCAUCGCCGCACUGCUUGCCCUUGCGCUCGGCUGGCGCCUGGCCUUCAUCCUGCCGGGCGCGGUCUCCGUGGCGGCGGGCCUUGCGCUUGCCGCCCUCGUCGCCGGGGGGCGCAUUGUCGACACCGCCGACGACGCGGUCGCCGGAGGGGAGCCCGGCCGCCCGGAACGGCGCCGCGCCUUUGCCGUGCUGGCCGUCACCAUGUCGCUGACGUCGGUGGUCUACGUGGCUUUCACGACCAUGCUGCCAAAGUGGUUCGAGCGCGAACUGGGUGCGGGGUCCGGCGACGGCCAGCCGGGGAGCAGUCUGGUGGAGAACGGCAUGCUGGGAGACGGUCUGCUGGAGGAAAGGCUUCUGGGCAUCGGUGCGAUGGUCACCCUGGUCUAUCUGCUCGGCGCGACGGCUCAACUCUUCGGCGGCCACCUCGCCGACCGGGGCCUGGCCCGCCCGGUCUACAUCGCAAGCUACGGCUUCAAGCUCGCCGUCCUGCUAGCCGCCGCCGCGCUCGGCGGCUGGCCGGUGGUGAUCGCCGCCGCGGUGAUCCUCUUUGCCUUCGACAUCGCCGCCCCGGUGGAAAGCGUGCUGAUCGCGGGCUUCACGGCGAGCCGCCGGCGCGGCCUUGCCUACGGUCUGCGCAACGGGAUCGCCAUUGCCGCCGGCCCGCUGGGCGUGCAGCUUGUCGCCUGGACCUUCGACGAGGCAGCCGGCUUCGCAACGCUCUUCCUGGCCCUUGCCGGGAUCGUCGGUAUCCGCGGCGAGACAACACACGCCGAAGGAAGCCGCACGGACCAUCUGAAGCGGCGCGCGUUUGAACAUCGUGGUGAAGCUGCUGGGCGUGCGGUAGCCGAGGUCGAUCGCGACCGUCGUGAUCGCCUCGCCCGCCGCCAGACGCUCCAGAGCCACCGCCAGACGCAGUUGCUGACGCCAGGCCCCGAAAGACAUGCCGGUGUCCAGCAGGAAGCGGCGCGCCAGGGUCCGCUCGCUGAGGUGGACGGCUUCCGCCCAAUGCCCGAGCGGACGGUUAUCGGCAGGGUUGGCGCGCAGCGCCUGCAUCACCUUGCGGACGCGGGCGUCCUCACCCUGCGGCAGGCGCAGCGGCGUGGCCGGCAGGGCGACCAACUGAUCCAGCAGGACGGUCAUCAGCCGGUGUUCGCGCCCAUCGGGCGCAUAGUCCCAAGGCAGGCGGGCGGCGGCAUCGAUCAACUCGCGGGUCAGCGGGUCGAUCUGCAUGACGGUGGUCUGCCCGGGCAGCUCGCGGCAGUGGUCGGGCGCGACGAAGAGGCCGCGGAACGCAACCUCCCGCGGAUAGUCGACGGCAUGGGGGGUUUCCGGCGGCAGCCAGACCGCCCGGUGCGGCGGCACGACAAAGAGUGCGUCGCGGGUCCGCACGGAGGCGCAGCCCCGCAGGGCAUAGACCAACUGGCCGCGGCGAUGACUGUGCCAGUCGAGGCUGCGUGGGCCGGGGUCGUCCCAAUGCUCGCCCACAAUGGGCGCAGCGGCCCUGUCAGCCGGGUGAUCGGCCAAGUGAUCGGCGAAGUGAUCGGCAAAGUGAUCGGCCGGGCCGUCGUCCGAACCAUUCAAGCGCAACGACGCGGCGGGCAGAGCGAAUCGCCGGCAGGACCCCUGAGCCGCCGGGGUUGGACAGAUGGGAUUGGAGAGAACGGAAUGACGGAACCCGGACACAGGCGGUGGAUGUCCGCCGGCACCGCCGCGCUGGCGGUCUGGCUGGGGGCCGCUGCCCCCGUCGGCGCACAGACAAUCACCGCCCAGACAAUCAUCGCCCAGACACCAAGCGGCGAUCCCUCCGCCGGCGAGCGGGUCUUCCGGCAGUGCGCCGCCUGCCACACGGUCGAGCCCGACCGCCACCGGGCCGGGCCCUCGCUCUACGGCAUCUUCGGCCAGAGCGCCGGGGCGGUGGAGGGCUUUCGCUACUCCCGCGCCAUGCAGGAGGCCGAGAUCGUCUGGGACGAAGAGACCCUGACCGCCUAUCUGACCGAUCCGAACGGCUUCCUGCCCGGCACCACCAUGCGGAUCGCCUUGCGCAAUGCCGAGGAUGUCGAUGCGCCCGAGGACACCGCGCUGCUGUGGGUCCUGCGCGAACACCUGGGCCUCACGGGCACCAAGUUCGGCUGUGGCGCCGGCAUGUGCGGGGCCUGCACCGUCCACGUCGACGGCGUCCCCACCUUCGCCUGCCUGACCGCCGUGGGCGAUGUCGCCGGUGCGGCGGUGACGACGAUUGAAGGCUUGGGCGAAGGCCCGGGCGAGGGCCCGGAGGGUGAGGCGGAUCACCCCCUGAAGCGGGCCUGGGUGGCUGAACAGGUGCCCCAGUGCGGCUAUUGCCAAUCCGGCCAGAUCAUGCGGGCGGCGGCCCUGCUGGAGGAGAACCCCGAUCCCAGCCGGCAGGAGAUCCUCCAGUCGAUGAGCAGCAACCUCUGCCGCUGCGGCACCUACAACCGGAUCGUCAAAGCGGUGCAGCGCGCCGCCAGGGAGGCUUGA
Molecule: messenger RNA, 2982 nt
Organism: Symbiodinium pilosum
Lineage: Eukaryota; Dinophyceae; Suessiales; Symbiodiniaceae
Source: the annotation of a GenBank genome assembly